Messenger RNA from Vespa velutina, 6478 nucleotides. It is a transcript of the gene wech, whose product is annotated as E3 ubiquitin-protein ligase TRIM71. Gene Ontology annotation, biological process: protein polyubiquitination; proteasome-mediated ubiquitin-dependent protein catabolic process. The transcript is spliced from 9 exons. The coding region runs from base 1540 to 3951 and encodes 803 amino acids. Gene Ontology annotation, molecular function: zinc ion binding; protein binding; ubiquitin protein ligase activity. Lineage: Eukaryota; Metazoa; Arthropoda; Insecta; Hymenoptera; Vespidae. The record is from RefSeq and is a predicted model, not a curated record.
GAAUUCCAACCCCCGUCUUGCGAGAUAUGGAAUCUGUUGGAAAAGUGGGAUCAUCUUAUCAUUUUAUUAUCCGACCGAUCUACUGCUCGUUCCAAUUUACUUUUGUUUUUAUCUUGGGAAGUCAACGUUCCAACGUUACGAUAUAUUUAUGGCUUAAACGUAAAAGUGAUGCUGUUGAAACGAAACGACCUGUAGAGAGAUCUAUAUAUAUACACGCGGCGCCCACGUUUCAUGCGCGGGCGUCGCGACGGAGGCGUCGUACUACGUAGUUUUGCACUUGCGGUGACCUUGGGAGCACCCACGUAUCAGGGAGAGAAAGAGGGGAUCUUGAAACAAAUCAAAGGAUCAUGGACGUGGAUUGAUAAGUAUUGGGGAACGAUUAAAAAAUAAAACAAAAAUAUAUUUGUGCUUAAUGAGCGAAGAUUCGGCAGAUAGAAGAAUAAGUAUUGACGCUUUUCAUAAAAUUUCAUAGAAAAGAGAUUUUUUGAUAUUCUGACCGAUACGUUAUAUGUUUAUAUAUCUAUCAUUGGAUAUCAAUUUGAUCGUAUUUAUUAGAAUGGAGAAAGAACGACAAGUGUGAUUUUAUCGAAAUACGACGAAGGGUUCAUGGGAUGAGAGCAGAAAAAAAUAUCAGUUCGUGGAAUCCUUCUCAAGGUCAAUACAUAAGGGUUAGCGAGCAAGCGAUGCGUCCAUGGGAUAAAAAUAAAACAGUUCGUACAUGGAAAAGAUAUCGUCAGUCCGAAUUGCAAAAGAAAAGUCAAUUGAAUAUAACCAUAUAUAUUAAAUAAGAAAUCUCGUGGCAGGUCAAUUGAGAAAUGUUACAUACAUAAUGCAAAUUGUUGGACUCAUUUAACAUUGUCAAUGUGAUGAUAAAUAGAAAGAGAAAGAGAAAGAGUAAAAGAAGUAUAGAAAGAAAGAGUCAAAGAGAUUUCGAGGAAUUCGAUGGCCUGACAGUGGCGAACAUAGCACAAUGGGGGUGUGGAUUAGGUAUACGCAUAUAUAGAGAAGGGAGAGAGACAAAGAGGGCGAGAAAGAAGGGGAUGCGCUUGCGCGACUCCGAUUGGUUGAACGGGAAUCGAGUAGUGGGGGACGCGGGUCUUCAAGCUCGGUUAAAACUACUGUAGUAGACGAAUUCGACUUUAGUGCGGACGGAAAGCUCGAGAGGUGCAAGAUCUUCUUGUAUUUUGUGAAAUACACGUGUAGGAAAGGAAACAAGUAGCAAAAUUGAGAAAAAGAUCAGUAUUCUUGUUGCCGCCAAAAACGCAAGGCCUCUUUUUUUCUCCACAAUUGCUAUCUUAGAUUGUGUUAAGAGAAACGCGUUCGCACUAUAUGUAUAUAUGUAAAUAUCUGUUUAUAAGUACGAUAACAUAUAUACAAGAUCAUCGGUGUCGUCAACAUCAAAUGUUUAUGCUGCUGAAGUUAGACGGUGCUCGACAUCAGGACGAAACGGUUAGUGUGUUAUGAAGUCUUCUAUAAAUCUAUAAGAUCUGAGGAAAGCAACGAGAAAAAGAAUUAUUGCAGAUUUAUUAAUCUAUCAAGAUGAAACGUAGUCAGAAUUACAAUCGUGGCAUGAACUUUUUCGGAAGAUAUCAACGGGAUCAACAACAACAACGACGACGACAACAGCAACAGCAACACCAACGACAACAUCAACGACAACAGCAACACCAACGACAACAGCAACCACAACAACGACAACAGCUACAGCAACAACAGCAGCAACAACAGCAGCAGCAGCAGCAACAACAGCAGCAACAGCAACAACCGCUACCACAGCAACAACUACUAUCACAGCAACAACUACAGCAGCAGCAAGCACAACAAAUACAACAACAAUCGCAGGAACGCAACGUUGACAUGAAUGCAUUAUGUCUGUUUCAGUCCGGUUCGGAAAGUCCAGCAGGUACAUCAUCAGGAAGUAGUUCAACUUCUCAAGGCUACAACAGCCAAUCACCGGAUGAUUUAAACGUCGAUUCGUUGAUUAGUAGCCUUUUACAGGUUGUAAAUGGUGAUAAUUAUAACGUCAGUCCUAUCUCUAACAACGUUAGUUUUCCUGUAUCAAGAGACCUCACAAAUAGAUGUAGAGACUGCCCAGAUGGGUCCUGCGAAUCAUGCUUGAUAGGACGUCAAUCGGUAAGGGGAAACUCCUCUUACUUAGAACUAUGUCUGUCGCUUAGCAACGUUUUGGUGGAAGUGGAUCACUUGGACUUUAAUUCGAUAUCAGAACGGAACACAAUCCAAAAUGUACAAGAAACUUCGAAUUUAGCGCUGAUGCCCGUGCCACAUUUUCAAAGAAGGCCAGUAGUCCAUUGCGAAAUUCAUGCAGCUCACAAAUUUUACUGUCAAACUUGUAGUCAAUCCUAUUGCGGAGAAUGUGGUGUCUAUCACAAUGGACACGUGACGAUAAAUGUGGCGGAAGCGAUGGAAAGUGCCACAGCGGAAGUUAAUCGAAUAAUGAACGAAGCCCGAGGUGGAAUUAAUACUAUGAGACAAGAUUUGAACUCAUGUCAGAUGGCUGCUGAGCUGCUAGAACGAAAAGCGAGACAGGCAACAGCUGACGUGAUACAAUGCGUAAAAAAAAUAACAAGUGCUUUAGAGGCACGUGAAAGGGAAUUGUUACAAAGAAUCGAAGAGGCAAAAUUAUUAAAAUUCUCGGCAUUGAAAGCGAGAGACGAUGGACUCCGGGUUGGAAUAAUCCAAUUGACGAAAACCAUGAAGAAACUUAGCACAGCGGUUGAUACCUAUACAAUGGGCAAUAAUCCAAGAGAAUUGAUAAUCAGCAAGGAUAUGGCGGCAUCAGAGAUGCAUAAAGUUCGUCAGAUUCGACACAAUUUACCCCCCGCACAAGAACCCUGGAUAACAUUCACUGGAUCAUCAUCUAACACGAUUCAGAGCCUUAUAAACCUGGGCUCGAUCGUAGUGAACAAUCCAGGUCACAUAGGUGAUCGGCGAUCUUUGAAAGGCCGUGGAAAUUUACAAAUGUUACCACCAUCAUCACCGUUUCCUCGAUCGCCUUCAAACUCUAUAGUUCCUAUAGCACGAGGAAGGCCAAUACCAAUGAAUGAUUAUCCUGUGACAGUUUGGUUUGGAUCAAAUACUCCUAACCGCCCACCGCAAAUAAUUGCAAAUAAUGGCGAUCCUAGAGAUAGUCUCUGCAGACCUUGGGGUGUUACAUGCGACAAGGAGGGAAACAUAAUCCUAGCUGAUAGAUCUAAUAAUCGUAUACAAAUUUAUCGAUUGGACGGUACCUUAGUCAGAAGAUUUGGUACAUACGGUACUGGUCCUGGACAAUUUGAUCGACCUGCUGGUGUAGCAGUCGAUGCACGUCGACGUAUCGUUGUUACUGAUAAAGAUAAUCAUCGUGUCCAGAUCGUAACGAUGGAAGGUCACUAUAUAACGAGCUUUGGCGAGAGAGGAAGUCUCUGCGGUCAAUUUAACUACCCAUGGGGUGUGGCAGUAAAUUCCGAUUGUCUAAUAGUUAUUUCCGAUUCAAGAAAUCAUCGUCUGCAAAUGUUCAGUCCAGAAGGUGUUUUUCUUCGUAAAUUUGGACAUGAAACGAAUCCUAGCAUGUGGAAAUACUUCGACUCGCCUCGUGGAAUAGCUUUCAAUCCGGAAGGCAACGUUGUCUGUACGGAUUUCAACAAUCAUCGAAUUCUUAUCAUCGAUAUUGACUUCAUGAACUCUCGCAUUCUCAAUUGUGAAAACAUCAGAGGUCAAAAACCAUUCCUCAGACCACAAGGCAUGGCCAUAGAUGAUGACGGUAACAUCAUUAUUUCUGAUUCAAGAAAUAACAGAAUACAGGUAUUUAAUUCUUCUGGAGCCUAUAAAUUUACAAUUGGCAAUUUCGGUACAGGAUUAGGUGAAGUAGACAGACCAUCUGGUGUUGCAUUAUGUCCAGAUGGUAGAAUCGCAGUCGUAGAUUUCGGUAACAAUCGGGCCAUGUUGUAUUAAAAUGAAUUUUGAUGAAACACGAGUAUCAAACACAAAGUGUAGAUAUUCUUACGUAUAUUCCUCUCUUUCUCUAUAUAUAUAUACACACAUAUACAUAUAUUAGAUAUAUAUAUCAUAAAUAUCCAAAAGAGGAUACAAAAGGACCGCGUUUUUGUUCAUUCGCGAGACAUUAGAAGCAAUAUUUUCGUACUAAUUGUAUAUAAUAUGAUACGGGAAUACAUGGAUGUUCCUUCCUCACUUUCGGUGCCAAGAUACGAGUACAAAAAAAAUAGAGAGAAAAAAAAACUAAUCUUCGGUUUCAGAGUGUUCGAAAAAUAUGCUAUUAGCCGGUUUAUUAUGCUUCCUAUAUACAUAUAUAUAUAUAUAUAUAUAUAUAUAUAUAUAUAUAUAUAUACACACACAAACACAUACACAAACAGAUAUAUAUAUAUAUAUAUACAUAUAUACAUAUAUAUAUAUAUAUAUAUAUAUUGUUUUAAAGCGUGCACAAUCGGGUCUUAGAACUCCGAUCAAAUAUAUUAAAAAGAUAUGAAAAUAUCACAAAAUAUGUCGAAGAAUGAUAAAAUAUUCAAAACAAUAAGUUCUUCUUAAGCCUUCUUAUGAUAAAAAAGAGAAUAACAUAAAGAAAUAAUCGUUAUUAUUUUGCGUGUUUUCUUUUUGUUCUCCUUCUUUUUUUUUUUUUUUUUACAUUUUUUACUAUAAAAGUCAUUCGAUUCCAAUUAUUUACUUAUUGAAGAAAGCUGAUUGUUUCAUAUGUUUCGGAUAUUUUCGUUAUUUUUUAAUUCGUAUUUUAAACAAAUUAAAUUUUUACGUAAUCGUAGGUAAUAAGAAUCGAAUUUUUAUUUGCCUACUUUUAUAGCAAAAAAAGCACAUAUUUUAACUGGAAAACGACACAUAAACGAUAUGUUGCUUAUCUUUUUAUAUUAUCAUAAAAAGGGUUAAGGAAACUUUUAUUGUUUUGAAUAUUUUGUUCUUCUUUUACAUCAUAAAGAUUAUCAUAAGAGAAGGUUGGAGAAGUUAUCGAUAGAUAUUUAGAUGCAAGAGAAGGAUAACAAAAAUUUUACAUGAGAUAAUGAUUAUUGUUUGUUUUCAAUGUAGUCGUAUAACGAUGAGACGUCCUUUAUUUAUAGAACAAUUACGAACAUACAAUGCAUUUGAAAUAAUGCGUUGUGCAAUAUGUGUUUAAUGACGACCUUCAAGGAAGAAUGUUUCAUUUAAAUAUUUUUGUAUGUUACUUCAUAAUUCAAAUAACAUUUUUCUAUUGAUAUUUUCUAAAUAUUUGGGAUAAGAGUAAUAAGUAGAUGUAUGAUCUCUCGAUCUUAUUUUAUAGAUAUUUCCGAAUUAAAUGACUUCUUUUCAUUUCGCAUAUCGUAAGUUAUAUAUUUGCAAAAAUAUUUUUUAUUAUUUGCUUAAAUCAAUGAUGCGCAUUGUGAACUAUGAAAAAUAAUUUAAAUAGGAAAUUGUGAUGAAAUAAAAUCGAGAGAUUGUAUAUCUAGUUAUUACUCUUAUCCUCAAAUAUUUACAAAAUAGAAGAUUUUAUUUCGAUCGUUCACAAUUUCUUGCUACCUUCAUUUCGUAAAAUUUAUAGUAGUGACACGAUUAACAAAAAUUAAUCUCCUACAUAUCAAGCACAUUUUGCUGUACUUUAUGCGAUUUGUCAACAAUUUGUGUUAAUUCACUUAUGCAUGCACGAUCUUUUAAAGAUCGAAACUCUUAGAGUCGAAAUUUUUUAUUGAUUAUUAACAUCAUACCGGACAAUGAGAAAAAGAAACUGCGUCUGUCGUAAGUAUAUAAUUAAUAAUCUUUGUUGAAAGAAAAAGAAACUAGAAAGAAAAGAAAAAAGGACAAAAUAUAUAUAAUAGGCCUCUGAAAUAGUAUUAACACUUGCUUUAAUUUGUAACCAUCAAAGAUCAAGUCAUCGAUUAUAUUUCACACCAGCAUAAGACUGAAGUAAGACUGAUUUAAGAAAAAAAAAAAAAAAAAAAAAAAAAAAAAAAAGAGAAAAAAAAAGAAAAAAAAUAAAAUAAAACAAAAAUAAAAAAAAAUAAAUAAAAAAAUGAAAGAAAAUAAUAAAAAAAAAAAAAAGUAAAAAUGAGAAAGAAAAGUCCGGUAUUCUUCUGUUGAUAUGUUGUAUAACAUACGUUGUGUGAAAUUAGAAAUAACAUAGAACGAAAAAAAAAGAUAAAAAGCAAGAUGAAAUUAGAAAAAGAAGAAAAAAGGGGGGUGGAAAAAAGAUUAUCACAUUAUCUCGUUUGCUUAUAUAUUAUUUCGAUAUUUCCUUUUUUUUAAUUAGCAUUACGUAUAUGAGUAAUUAUAUUAUUUGUGUAAUUGUUUUAUGUUUAAUCCAUUUGCAUUAUAUUCUUAAAUACACAACGGACUUCAUAAAUUAAGGACGCUCAACUAAGUUGACCCGUUUCAUUAUGCAUAGACAAGUUUCUUAUUACUUUUUGUAAAAAAAAAAAAAAAAAAAAAGAAAAAACGUUUAACCAAUCAUAUUACAUUUGAGCAAAAUCAUAAUCUUUUCAAG